Chlorella variabilis is the source of this 1629-nucleotide messenger RNA. RefSeq lists its product as hypothetical. Gene Ontology annotation, biological process: phosphatidylethanolamine biosynthetic process; phosphatidylcholine biosynthetic process. The transcript is spliced from 7 exons. Gene Ontology annotation, molecular function: ethanolamine kinase activity; choline kinase activity. Lineage: Eukaryota; Viridiplantae; Chlorophyta; Trebouxiophyceae; Chlorellales; Chlorellaceae. Gene Ontology annotation, cellular component: cytoplasm. The coding region runs from base 1 to 1629 and encodes 542 amino acids. The record is from RefSeq and is a predicted model, not a curated record.
AUGGCGACGGCGGCAAAUACAGCAGAACCCUGGUCCCCCGCAGUCCGGGGCAGCUCCCUGCGUGUCGAUGUCGCGGAGGUGCUGGAGGACAGCAAGGCGGCGCUGCAGCUGGUGCUGGAGGCGACUCCUGGGUGGGGACCGGAGGCGGCGGCCGCCGCCAGGGUGGAGCAGGUGAGCGGCGCGAUGACCAACCUGGUGUACCGCUGUACCUCGCCAGCCGCGGCCGCCAACGCCACCGUCAUCGUGCGCGUGUUUGGCACCGGCGGCAAGCUGUUCAGCCAGAAGGACGAGCGCAACAUCUUCCUGCUGGCUUCCGACCUGGGACUGGGGCCCAAGUGCCUGGUGGAGUACGGCAACGGGCGGGUGGAGGAGUUCCUGCCGGGGGACAACCUGAGCUGCGACAGCAUGCGGGCCCCUGCCACGUCAGCAGCCAUCGCCGCAGCCCUGGCCGUCUUCCACGUCCGCAUGCUGGCCCGGCUGCCCGCGGCGCAGGGUCUGGCGGCAGCGCCGGGCAUGGCGGCACCCGGUGCAGGCGGCAGCGGGAUCGGGGAUGCAGGCGGCAGCGGGAGCGGAAAGGGCACAAGCGCAGACGGUCGGGCGCAGCAGGCGGCGCCCGCGGGGCUGCGGCCGGCCAUCUACGACCGGAUACAGCAGUGGUAUGCGGCGGCACAGGAGGUGUGCGGCGCAGAGCUGAAGCAGCUGGGUCUGGCCAACAUUCCAGAAGAGCUGGCAGCCCUGGAGGCACACCUGGCGGCAAGGUACCCCGCUUGGGUGGGCUUCUGCCACAACGACCUGCAGUACGGAAACAUGCUGCUGUUUGGCAGCAGUACAGGUGGUACCGCCAGCAGCGCUGCGGAUGCGGCCACAGCAGCAGCAGCAGCAGCAGCAGCAGCAGGAACAGCAGCGGCGGCGGCGCAAGAAGGAGGGGCAGCGGCAGGAGUAGGGACUGCGGCAGCUGCGGCAGACGGUGGUUCGCCAGCAGCCAACGGUGCAGCAGGGGAGGGAGAUAGCCCCGGCGAGGCUGCGGCCGACGCAGACGGCGCCGGCGGCAAGGCUUCCGAUGCCGACGGCGGCAGCGCUGCGGGCCCUCUCUCCAUCAAGCUCAUUGACUAUGAGUACAGCACCCUGAACGACGUGUCCUAUGAUCUGGCCAACCACUUCUGCGAGUGGGCCUACAAUUACCACUCAGAUGAGGCGCACCUGUUCCGCGACGACCGCCUGCCCUCCCAGGAGCAGCAGCUGCACUUCUGCCUCGCCUACGUGCGCGCCAUGCGGGCGCACGUGGCCGCAGCCGGCGCCGCCGCCGCCGACCGCCCCGCCAAGCGCCGCGCCGUGGGCGGCUCUCCCGAGCCGGAGCUGCCCGGCCCCGGCGCGGGCCUGGCCACGCGCAUCCUGGCCGCCGGCGCCGCCGGCGGCGCGGGCCGGGACGGCGGCGCGGCGGGGGACGCGGCGGCGGCGGCGCUGCUGCUGCGCAAGGCGCAGGCGCACCUGCCGCUGGUGCACCUCAAGUGGGGCCUGUGGGGGUUGAUCCAGGACCAGAUGUCUGACGUGGACUUUGACUACCUUGCGUACGGCAAGCAGCGCAUUGAGCGGUACCACGCCACCAAGUGCGCGCUGCUGGGCCAGUAG